Molecule: messenger RNA, 7769 nt
Organism: Camarhynchus parvulus
Lineage: Eukaryota; Metazoa; Chordata; Aves; Passeriformes; Thraupidae
Gene: SCRIB
Product: scribble planar cell polarity protein
Biological process (GO): neurotransmitter receptor transport, endosome to postsynaptic membrane; neurotransmitter receptor transport postsynaptic membrane to endosome
Cellular component (GO): postsynaptic membrane; postsynaptic density; adherens junction
Molecular function (GO): protein binding
Source: RefSeq, a predicted model, not a curated record
AUGCUGCGCUGCAUGCCGCCGCUCUGGCGCUGCAACCGGCACGUGGAGGCGCUGGACCGGCGGCACUGCUCGCUGCAGGCCGUGCCCGAGGAGAUCUACCGCUACAGCCGCUCGCUGGAGGAGCUGCUGCUGGACGCCAACCAGCUCCGGGAGCUGCCCAAGCCUUUCUUCAGGCUCCUGAACCUGCGCAAGCUGGGCCUGAGCGACAAUGAGAUCCAGAGGCUGCCCCCCGAGGUGGCCAACUUCAUGCAGCUGGUGGAGCUGGACAUCUCCCGCAACGACAUUCCAGAAAUUCCUGAGAGCAUCAAAUUCUGCAAAUCCCUGGAAAUCGCAGACUUCAGUGGGAAUCCUCUCUCCAGGCUGCCCGAGGGCUUCACCCAGCUCCGGAGCCUGGGCCACUUGGCCCUGAACGAUGUGUCCCUGCAGAGCCUCCCCACUGACAUUGGGAAUUUGGCAAACCUGGUGACUUUGGAGCUGCGUGAGAACCUGCUAAAGACUCUCCCCACCUCCCUCUCCUUCCUUGUCAAGUUAGAGCAGUUGGAUCUCGGUGGCAAUGACCUGGAAGUGCUGCCGGACACUCUGGGCGCGCUCCCGAACCUGCGCGAGCUGUGGCUGGACCGGAACCAGCUCUCGGCAUUGCCACCAGAGCUGGGCAACCUGCGCCGUCUGGUGUGCCUGGACGUGUCUGAGAACAAGCUGGAGCAGCUGCCCAACGAGGUCAGCGGGCUGGUGGCACUGACGGACCUGCUGCUGUCACAGAACCUGCUGGAAUGCAUUCCCGAUGGGAUCGGUCAGCUGAAGCAGCUCUCCAUCCUCAAGGUGGACCAGAACAGGCUGACUGACAUGACAGAGUCCAUUGGGGACUGUGAAAACCUGUCUGAGCUCAUCCUGACUGAGAACAUGCUGACGGCCUUGCCCAAGUCCCUGGGCAAGCUGGCCAAGCUGACCAACCUGAACGUGGACCGGAACCGUCUGACAGCACUGCCAGCAGAGAUCGGAGGCUGUGCCAACCUCAACGUGCUGUCCCUGCGCGACAACCGCCUGGCACUGCUGCCCCCCGAGCUGGCCAACACCACCGAGCUGCACGUGCUCGACGUGGCUGGCAACAGGCUGCAGAAUUUGCCCUUUGCUUUGACAAAUCUUAAUCUGAAAGCCCUGUGGCUGGCAGAAAACCAGUCCCAGCCCAUGCUGAAGUUCCAGACCGAGGAUGAUGAGAAGACAGGAGAAAAGGUUCUCACUUGCUACCUGCUUCCCCAGCAGCCCUCUCCCAGCCUGGAGAACCUGCUGCAGAACAGCGUGGAUGAGAGCUGGACAGACAGCAACUUGAACAGAGUCAGUGUGAUCCAGUUCCUGGAUGAACCCAAGGGGGAUGAGGACGAGGAGUCUGGAGCUGAGAGACGGGGCCUGCAGCGCAGAGCCACCCCUCACCCCAGCGAGCUGAAGGUGAUGAAGAAGGUGAUCGAGGUGCGGCGCAGCGAGGUGAACGCUGCCAAGGCUGAUGCCAACCCCAGCUCUCCCAACUCGGAGGAGAAGAGGCUGAGUGCCACGUCCAACCGCAGCGAGGACUCUCACCUGUCUGCCAGCACGGCCUCUGUGGAGGGCAGGGCAGAGGACAGGGACAGGGACAGGGGCUGGCCCAACGGGCAGCUGCCUGACCUGCACAGGGAGCUGCACAAGGAGGGCAAGCCCAGGGCCCAGGAGGAGCACCAGGAGGCUGCUGACCACGAGGAGGAAGAUGUGGAAGUGGAAUACAAUGAGCCCACCGUGCACUUCGCCGAGGACACGCUGAUCCGCAGCGAGGAUGAGGAUGAGGACGAAGAGCGGCCGUUCCCCGUGGAGAAGCAGAGGCUCAUCCGCAAGGACACGCCCCAUUACAAGAAACACUUCAAGAUCACUAAGCUGCCCAAGCCAGAGGCAGUGGUGGCUCUUCUGCAGGGGCUGAACAACGAUGGGGUUCCCAAAGAGGAAGAGGAGCUGGGAGGCUGCAAUAAUAACACAGAGCCCAGGGAUCAGGAGGAAGCGUGGGAUGAGGAUGACAGAAAGAAUGGAGCUCUGUCUGCUCAGCCAUCCGUGAAGGGGGUGUCGUUUGAUCAAGCCAAUAAUCUGCUGAUUGAACCUGCUCGCAUUGAGGAGGAAGAGCUGACCCUGACCAUCGUGCGGCAGACAGGCGGGCUGGGCAUCAGCAUCGCCGGGGGCAAGGGCUCCACGCCCUACAAGGGGGAUGACGAGGGCAUCUUCAUUUCCCGCGUGUCCGAGGAGGGUCCUGCAGCUCGGGCAGGGGUCCGUGUUGGUGACAAGCUCCUGGAGGUGAAUGGCGUGUCCCUGCACUGUGCCGAGCACCACGUGGCGGUGGAGGCGCUGCGGGGCUCGGGCAGCUCGGUGUCCAUGACGGUGCUGCGGGAGCGGAUGGUGGAGCCCGAGAACGCCAUCACGGUCACGCCGCUGCGGCCCGAGGACGACUACAGCCCCCGGGAGCGGCGCGGGGGGCUGCGCUUCCCCGAGGGCCCCGAGGCGGCCGCCGAGCGCUUCUCCACCUGCCUCAUGCGCAACGAGAAGGGGCUGGGCUUCAGCAUCGCCGGGGGCCAGGGCUCCACGCCCUACCGGGCUGGGGACACGGGCAUCUUCAUCUCCCGGAUUGCAGAGGGUGGGGCAGCCCACCGGGACGGGAUCCUGCGCGUCGGGGACAGAGUCAUCUCGAUCAAUGGGGUAGACAUGACAGAAGCCAGGCAUGAUCAGGCCGUAGCGCUGCUUACCGCAGCCUCCCCCACCAUCGUGCUGCUGGUGGAGAGAGAGGCCAGGGCAGAGGAGCAGCCCGGCGAGGGGGGCUCGCCCCACGCCCGCAUGCACUCCCCACCGCCGCCGCCGGGGCCAGGGGACAGCCUGCCUGAGGAGACACCCAGGAACCACCUGAGCAAAGGGCUGGAGGAUCAGUACCCCAUCGAGGAAAUCCGCCUGGUGAAAGCAGGGGGUCCUCUGGGCCUCAGCAUCGUCGGGGGCAGUGACCACUCCAGCCAUCCCUUCGGGAUUCAUGAGCCAGGUGUCUUCAUCUCCAAGGUGAUCCCGCGGGGGCUGGCGUCGCGCAGCGGGCUCCGCGUCGGGGACAGGAUCCUGGAGGUGAACGGCACCGACCUGCGCCACGCCACGCACCAGGAGGCUGUGAACGCCCUGCUCUGCAACAGCCAGGAGCUCAGCAUGCUGGUCCGCAGAGACCCCCCGCCCCCUGGCAUGCAGGAAAUAUGCAUUGAAAAAGCUCCAGGAGAGAAGCUGGGCAUCAGCAUCCGGGGUGGAGCCAAGGGCCAUGCUGGCAAUCCCUUUGAUCCCACUGAUGAGGGCAUCUUCAUCUCCAAGGUGAGCUCCUCGGGGGCUGCAGCCCGGGACGGCCGCCUGCAGGUGGGCAUGAGGAUCCUGGAGGUGAACCACCAGAGCCUGCUGGGCAUGACGCACACCGAGGCCGUGCAGGUGCUGCGCGCCGUGGGCGACGCGCUGCUCGUGCUGGUCUGCGACGGGUUCGACCCCAGGGCUGCUGCUGCCAUCGAGAUGUCCCCAGGAAUCAUUGCCAACCCUUUUGCUGCUGGCAUCGGGCGCAAGAACAGCCUGGAGAGCAUCUCCUCCAUCGACCGGGACCUGAGCCCCGAGGAGCUGGAGAUCCUGCAGAAGGAGAUGGAAAUGGUGAGAGAAGCCACUCAGUGGGAGAGAGAAGAAAUGGAGAAAGUGGAGCGGAUGCGUAGGGAGCGGGAGGCGGCCACGCAGCAGCUUGAGGAGGAAGCAGAGAACGUCCCCAGCGAGCCCCUGCGCCUGGACUACAGAACCCUGGCAGCGCUGCCCAGCAGUGGCCUGCAGAGAGGCAACCGUGCUCCUGUUGAGUGCCCUAAGCCCAGCUGCAGCAUGGAGGGUGACUGCGCCGUGCUGUCCCCGCGGGGGUGGCACGGCCAGGCAGCGUCACCGGAGCCAGCAGUGGGCACAGCCGGGCCCCCCCAGCUCCCCACGCCUCCCCAGCAGCCCCAGGCAGACCAGCAGGACCCCGAGGGCUGCCCCUUGUCCCAGGAGCAGCUGCCAGAGGCACCAGAGUGUCUGAUCGACUCGCAGCCCAUCCCCUUCAGUGAGAACCCCUUUGUGGUGGCCAACCGCAGGGGCAAGGCUGGCCUGGGGGGGCCUCCCCUGGGCUAUGGCAGGGGGGGCGUGCUGAAGACCAGCCUGUACUCCAAGGCUCCCGUGGGCGAGUCUGGGACAGGAAAUUCCAGGCGUGAAUCCCCCUAUUCUCCCAGUAAUCCUCAGGCUUCCAUUAACUUCAUUACAUCACAGGAUGACAGUAAAUCAACCAAGCCUGGCGUCAUCCAGCCUCUCUCCCGCGUGCGACCGAGCGCUGCUGUGGCACUCAGGGCCGAGGAGGGGGACAGCCCCAACCCCUUCCAGCAGCCCCAGCCCUGCUUCAGGACCCACAGCUCUCCAAAGCCAUCACCACCGUCGCCACCGUCCCCUGACGAGGUGCCCAUCAAUGUCAAGCAGGCCUACAAGACCUUUGCAGCAGUGCCCCUGUCCCAGCCCCUUCUGGGGACACAGGAAUUGUCUGGUCAGAGCAGCACAGAAAACACCAAACUGGCCUUGGAGGUGGCCGCCCAUAGCCCUGGGGGACAGCACAGCCCUGAGCAGAGGUCCUUCCGUGAGAGGCAGAAGUAUUUUGAGAUUGAGGUGAAGCAGCAGCACCUGGACAAGCCUCCCAAGCGCGUGUCCCUGGUGGGGGAGGACGACCUAAAGAAGAUGAAGGAGGAGGAGGCCCGCAAGCUGCAGCAGCAGCGAGCCCUUCUGCUGGAGGAGGAAGCUGAGGAGGAGGAGGAGGGCAGGCAGGCGCCCGAGGCCCAGUCCAGCGUCAUCAUCGAGGGCGUGGAGUACAAGGUGGAGAGGCUGAAUGGAAGGAGCAGCCAGGCUCCAGCAGCUCGGCCCUUGGAGCUCAGUGAGAACAGCAACUCACAGAGGAAUUCCCUGGAGGAGGGGAUCAAGCCUGAGCACCGAACCAACUCCAUGUCGGGGUUAACCCUCGCGGAGCCCGGCGCUCCCGUGCGCACGGCCAAGGCGGAGCGGCGGCACCAGGAGCGGCUGCGGAUGCAGAGCCCCGAGCUGCUGGCCCAGCAGGACAAGGAGCUGUCCCCUGCUGAACGCCGGGCCCUGGAGGCCGAGAAACGGGCCAUGUGGAGGGCAGCACGAUGCUCAGCCCUUGAAGACAGUGUUAAGCAGUACGAGCAGGACCUGGCCAGGAGGCUGUACCAGUCCAGGCAGAGAGCUGCUGCUGCCCCAGGGCAGAGCCACCCCUCGAGAGCCACCCCUGGGGCAGGAGGAGGCCAAUCCAGGAUGAAGUCCCUGGAGCAGGAUGCCCUCAAGGCCCAGAUGGUCAUUGCCAAGUCCAAGGAGGGGAAGAAGAGAAGCACCCUGGAGCAGCUGGCAGAGUCCCCGUCCCCUGCGCCCACCCCGUCACCCACGCCGCUGGAAGAUUGCAGCCCCAGGAACGUCACCUCCCCAGGAAGGCUGUCAAUGUCUGAAAAGAAGUUUGACUACCGGGAAUUUGCUGCUAUUCCUUCCUCCAAACCUGUUUACGAAAUCCAGUCCCCUGAUGCAGCUGAUGACCUCAGACACGUGGAUGAGCGCAGUAACUCAGUUCCCCGGGAGCAGGACGGGCAGCCAGAGGAGGAGGAGGAGGCCCUGGGAGCAGGGGAUCCAUCAGCAGCAGCUCCCUCAGCCCUGGAGGACAUGGCUCUGUACAGCAGCAAGAGGAAGCUCCGGCACAGCCGGCGCAGCCUGGAGACCGCUGUCCCCACAUAGGUGACCCUGGGCACUGGACUGGCCUGGCACUGGCCUGGCCUGGCACAGCCCCUCAGGAGCUCCAGGGACAGCAGCAGGCUGCCCCCCUGCCUACAGACUCUGCAUGGGACCGAGCUCCCCGUGAGCUCUGUGGCCAGCUGACUCCUCUGGGGCUGCGAGCCGCCCUCGUCUCUCACCCAACAGUGCACUGGGGCACAUCCCAAAACUGGGACAACACUGGACUGACUGCUGGCAGAUGGAGAGGAAGGGCAGCCAAGACAGUGGGCAGCUUUUUAGCCUGUAAAUAAUUGUGUGUGGGGAAGAGUAGGACAGGGAGAAUGUAGGAGUGUGAGAGUGUGUUGGGCUCCAGCUGUUACUGCCUCAGCUUGGGUUUUGUAGUGGUUAAAAGGAGCUUCUCCUCUGGUGGGAAUCAGGAGGAAGGUCUAGCCUGCCUUUACUCCUAUUUAAUUUCCAGUCUUUUGCCAAAAAGCAUCUCCUCCCAGCUCCUGCACUGUGUCACCUCACUUCCCUUUGGGAGUGUUUGGGAAUGGGAAGCUUGGAGGCAAAAAGAAGGAAAAAAAAGAGAAAAACCCACCAGAAUUCCAGCAAAGUGCCUCCCUCUGCCACUGGCACUCUGUGCUCAAGGCAAACAGAGCCAGCUCGCUGCCACCUGCCUUUGUUCUGGUGGGACUCUGCUCCUGCUGGGGCUUUGUGCUGUCCUGGGACAGCUCCCUCCCCGGAUGGGCACGUCCCCUUUGUCACCACUGCAGAGCACACGAGUGGAGGAGUCUCUGCUGUGGCACUGGGGCUGAACUGGUCACUGGGGCAGGAAUGGGACGGGGCUGAGAGCCAGAGCAGGGGUGUAGGGGUGUGUGACAGCAGUGGGGCAGGACAGGGGGCAGAGGUGGGAGGCGUGACAGCAGGUACCUUAGUGGGUAGAGUUCAGGAACUGGGGGUGGGUAGAAUGUGGAGUUGCUGGGGUCAGGUUGGGACUUACAGGAUCCUACACAUGGAGAUGCUGGUGGGGAGUCCACAGUACCCACAGUGCUGGCUGUAGGGUGGGGUGGGAUGUCACAGGUGCCUGGUGUGGUGUGGGCUGGCAGGGAGCACCAGGAGCACGAUGGGGCUGGCGUGUGCCUUGCAAUAACCACACUGUUCCACUUUCCAGCUCAGUGGCUUCAGGCCCCUUCCCAUGGAGGACAGGGAAAAUGCACAUUUGCCCACACAAGAGGGAAAAAGGAAAAUGAGUGGGGGUGUGAGCCUUGGUUUCCACAGGUUCUGAAUCAUGUGAGCUCUGCAGAUGUGGAGGUCACAGCUGCUGCUCCCAACUCUGCCAUCAGCCUCUGCUGCCACUAGUGAGGGGAAACAACCCUUUUCAUUUUUAUCACUGCCUCUCACCGUGAGGAAGGUCCGAGCUCGGCACAAUCCCCUUCCCUGUCCAUUGGUGCUCUCUGACUCCCCAGUAAGAGCAGGGUUGGACCUUGAGCCUCACAGUGGCUGGGCACUGACAGGCACAUCUGCUUGUACAUUUGCUGAAGGAAAGAGCUGGAUGCAGUUUUUUGGGUGCAGUUUUUCAGUUGAGCCUCUCAUGCCAAAAUCCAGCGGAUCAUUUUAACUGACUCUGUACAUUUUGAUUUUACAGACUUGUGAAGGGGAACUCUGAUAAUCUCACGCUGCAGCUGCAGCUGCCUCCAUCAUCAGCAAUUUGAGCUUUUCCUUUUUAAAUCUAAUUUUAGCAUUUGCUUUUUAACAAGAGCAGUUUUGGAAACAAUCCUGGCUGGGUUUUGGUGACUAACUUGUGAUUCUUCUCUCCUUUCCCUGUGCGGUACCUGGUGCCAGGCUCUGGAUUCUCUCCCGUUCUCUCCCAAGAGACUCCGAGGGAAAAUUAGCGCAUCAAGACUGUAACUAGUGAAAUUUGUACAACCAAAGAAAUCUAUUUUGUGGUUCAAGGAUAAUAAAGUUUACUUUACAUUUUA